CUGCCCUAUCUUUCUGCCUUGCUUUCUUUUUCUGUAUUCAGUCCACUUUUUCUCCUUUCUCUACGUGGGCAGUUGGAUCGGUGCCACGUAUACAAGGGAAUCCGAUACCUGGCGUAUCGGCUGGUAGUACCGAUGCAUGGAGUGGGGUGUACUGGUUCUAAUGAUAUCCACUACGGGUCGAAGGAGUUCGGGAGCGCACGUAUCGAGGGGUUUCUUGACAAUGGGUCCCUGGGAGGGAAGUUUCUUAUAUCGCAUUGAAUGGGUCAUAUGUACUAGGUCUGCUGGAGUACUUUUUUGGAGGUUGGGGAUAGGAAGAUCUGCAGCCUUGACGGCCAGACAAACGCCACUAUGAAUAUUUUAUUAUGGGAUGUAUGUAUGUAUGUACUGUACGCAAUCCACUUAGUUCUUAAUCUAGC
Molecule: messenger RNA, 416 nt
Organism: Aspergillus japonicus CBS 114.51
Lineage: Eukaryota; Fungi; Ascomycota; Eurotiomycetes; Eurotiales; Aspergillaceae
Exons: 1
Coding region: 137-352 (71 amino acids)
Source: RefSeq, a predicted model, not a curated record